AUGACCCAAGGCUUUCUUUAUGGGAAUCAGACAAAGAUGUUCAGGCAUGCCCCCAACCUGUCCCUCUUUGAGGAUGGAGCUAAGGGACAGCAGCAUCGCAACCAUGGAACUGCAACUCAGGAUUUUGGGAAGAAGAAAUCUGAAGUGAACAGCAUGAAGGAGCUGUACCUGCUGAUGGAGGAAGAGGAGAUGAACGCUCAGCACGCUGACAACAAGGCCUGCGCAGGGGACAGCUGGACCCAGAACACGCCCAACGAGUAUAUCAAGACACUGGCUGACAUGAAGGUGACGCUGAAGGAACUGUGUUGGCUGCUCCGGGACGAACGCCGUGGUCUGACGGAGCUUCAGCAACAGUUUGCCAAGGCCAAGGCCACCUGGGAGACGGAGCGGGCAGAGCUCAAGUGCCAUGCCACCCAGGUGGAGCUAAAGGCUGGGAAGGGGGCCGGGGAGCGGACUGGGCCCGACUGGAAGGCAGCCCUCCAGAGGGAGCGUGAGGAGCAGCAGCACCUCCUGGCUGAGUCCUACAGCGCUGUCAUGGAGCUGACGCGACAGCUGCAGGUCAGCGAGCGCAACUGGAGCCAGGAGAAGCUGCAGCUGGUGGAACGGCUGCAGGGUGAGAAGCAGCAGGUGGAGCAGCAGGUGAAGGAGCUGCAGAACCACCUCAGCCAGCUGCAGAAGGCUGCUGACCCGUGGGUCCUGAAACACUCGGAUCUGGAGAAGCAGGACAACAGCUGGAAAGAGACGCGCAGUGAGAAGAUCCACGACAAGGAAGCUGCUUCCGAAGUUGAGCUCGGGGGAUCCAGCUUAAAGAGGACCAAGUCUGUUUCCUCCAUGUCUGAGUUUGAAAGCUUGCUGGACUGCUCCCCCUACCUUGCUGGCAGUGAUGCCCGGGCCAAGAAACUGCCCAGCAGCCCCACCUUUGCCUUUGUGAGUGCUGAACCAGUGGACCCAGAGAAAGAUGCCAAGGAAAAGCCCGGGCUCUCGCCGAGGGACUGCACCCGCCUGGGCGCCCUGGCUUGCCAGGACGCCACAGGGAGGCAGAUGCAACGCAGCUACACGGCUCCCGACAAGACGGGCAUCCGUGUCUACUACAGCCCCCCGGUGGCCCGGCGCUUGGGCGUCCCCGUGGUGCAUGAUACGGAGGGCAAGAUCAUCAUUGAGCCUGGCUUCCUCUUCACCACUGCCAAGCCCAAAGAGUCAGCUGAGGCUGACGGGCUGGCUGAGAGCGCCUACGGCCGGUGGCUCUGCAACUUCUCCCGGCAGCGCCUGGACGGAGGUGCUGGGGCCAGCCCCUCUGCAUCCGGGCCUGGCUUCCCCACAGCCCUGCAUGACUUUGAGAUAUCAGGCAACAUGAGCGAUGACAUGAAGGAGAUCACCAACUGCGUGCGCCAGGCCAUGCGUUCAGGCUCACUGGAGAGGAAAGUGAAGAGCACGUCCAGCCAGACGGUGGGCCUGGCCAGCGUGGGCACACAGACCGUCCGCACCGUCAGCGUGGGCCUACAGACUGACCCCCCUCGCGGCAGCCUCCACGGCAAGAGCUGGUCGCCUCGCAGCUCCUCGCUUGUGUCUGUGCGCAGCAAGCAGAUCUCUUCCUCGCUGGACAAAGUUCACUCGCGCAUCGAGCGACCCUGCUGCUCACCCAAGUACGGCUCACCAAAGCUGCAGAGGCGGUCCGUGUCCAAGCUGGAUGGUGCCAAGGACCGCAGCCUGUGGAACCUCCAUCAGGGCAAGCAGAACGGCUCAGCCUGGGCCCGCUCCACCACCACGCGGGACAGUCCUGUGCUGAGGAACAUCAAUGACGGCCUGUCCAGCCUCUUCAGUGUGGUGGAGCACUCGGGCAGCACAGAGUCUGUCUGGAAACUGGGCAUGUCUGAGGCCCGGGCCAAGCCCGAGCCUCCCAAAUAUGGCAUUGUGCAGGAGUUCUUUCGUAAUGUGUGCGGCCGGGCGCUGAGCCCCACGUCGGCAGCAGGGGAGGAGAGCACCAGGAAGCCAGAGCCCCUCUCUCCAGCCAGCUAUCAUCAGCCCGAGGGCAUGGCCAGGCUCCUGAACAAGAAAGCAGCCAAGCCAGGCGGCUGUGAGGAGGCCAGGCCCACCAUGCUCCCCCAGGUGGGGAAGGACGGUGUCCUCCGGGAUGGAGAUGGAGCCACGGUCCUUCUCAAUGAGGAUGCUGUUUGUGACUGCAGCACGCAGUCUCUCACCUCCUGCUUCGCCCGGCCAUCCCGCUCUGCUGUCCGCCACUCUCCUUCCAAGUGCCGGCUGCACCCUUCAGAGUCCAGCUGGGGCGGGGAGGAGAGGGUGGCCCUCCCCAGCGAGUGACAGAGGAGCCGAGCUCCCCGCCUCAGCCAGCCCAGCCCCUGGGUAGCAGAAGGGAACCAGCAGGGAUGGGGUGAGGGGCCGCGCCCUCCGUGAUACCAUUGCCGGCGAGCAGCCGUCAGUCAAUCAAGGUAAAGCCGCGUCUCCUACUGACCACUGGGUGGUGAGCCCCAACUUCCUGGGGGAAAGGCAGUGAGUGGGAGAAAGAACAAACCUGGGCUUUGGAAGCAUCCACAGAGAGAGGCCAUCAAGAGCGGUUCAUGGGUCCCAAGGGAGAGCUCUGCCUGGUUCUGCCCUCACCCACUUCUUGGGAGAAUGCUGGAAGGGUGCACUUCUGACCAUGCCCUCAGGAAACAGGGCUCAGAGUGGUAUUCCCUGCUGAUCACAUACCCCUUCCCUGGGGAGGAGACCCUGUGCAAAAGAACAAGUUUUGCUCCAGGGCUCCACGUGGGUUCCCUGGUGGACCCAGGCUGGGCAUCGUCACCAUCACCUCCCCCGCUCCGGCGUGUCUCCUCCCAGCCCCGCUGCUCUGGGUUGUUAGGACUCCAGGGGGUAUGAUAGGGCAGAUGCCAGGGCCACCAGUCUGCUUGGAACCCUGCGGCCCUGGAUCUCCCUGCCCAGAGCCUGAUGCAGCAAGAUGGGAAGGUGAGGCGGGAUGUGUAGGGCUCAGGACUGGGAGCUGUUAGAAUUGCCUCCCUUGCCAAGGCUACUCGGAGGGCCCAACCUUCCCAGCAGACUCUUUGAGGACAAAAGGAGGGAGAGUCAGGCUCAAGACCUGGUGCACACGUCAAUGCCUAAAUGCCCACUGCCUUGAUCUUGGGGGCCUCUUUCCCUGGCACCCUGGGAAGCUACAUCUCCACUGUGUUUACACCCUGCAGCUGGUGGGGGGCAAAGAUAGUCCCAACAAGAGACUCCCAGAUGGCCAGGUCAGGCCAAGGAGAAUGCCAAGAGGCCUGUGCCCCUAACAAGCAGUAGACUGGGGCCCGGAAACACAUUUCUUGCCGAGAUUGUUUAUUUGAAUUUUUCAUACUAUACAUAUUUAAAAUGGUUUACUUUAUUUUAAUAAUUUAAUUUUACCCCAAAGUCCCUAAGGUAAUUUAUUGGAGGUUGAGACAUGUAUUCUUGCUGCUGGGACAACGUGGGGCUUCUGAUGGCAUGGACAGGCUGGGGUCCCCCACGUGGAUGAGGUGGCUCAGCAGCCAGGUCUGGAGACCACGCUCUGCUCUGCUGGCCAGAUUUGGAGGGCCCCUCCACAGAGCAGGAGCCCUCACCCCAACACUGCUGACCACGUGGCCUCUGAGCACUGCUUGUCGCUCAACAGCUGGCACUUGCCUGGCCCCAGCCGUCAGUCUGUAAAAGUUCACUGACGGGGCGGAAGGCUGGACUGCUGCCACUACUCCCAGACAUUCUCUAUUUCCCUUCUCAUUUUCCUCUUCCUCUGACACCUUUGUCAACAAACCGAACAUGGAUCACUGAGGCUCUGUGAAGAGCAUGGCGAUCCCUUCAAGUUGCCUGAGUGAGAACUCGCAGGAACAGGACUGAACUCUGAGAAUGUUUAUUGCACAUAGACCUGCGAGUGUCGACAGCCUGCCCUGGUUCUCACCAGCCCGCCAGCCUUCUCACCAGCCUCUCUCCUUAGCCUUACAGCCUUUCAGGCUCUGUUCUGGCCCCAGCUCCACUGCCCACCCUUCCCCCUAUCCCAAGGGAGCUGCCCGAGCCAUCAGUUGGAUUGCGGUGUGGCUUGUCGUGUUAGGGGGAGGAGGGCCUGCCAUGGCCUUCCCCUUGGUGCCAGUGAACCCUUGUUGACUGCACACAUAUGCAUACAGAUGCCCACACACACACAGAUGUGCGACCCUUCUGGACCUGACUGGGGAUCCUGAGUUGGAAACACCAUGAUGGAUCUGCUCGUCUGCAAAAUUCCCCAUCAGGAAGACCACAAGCCAGCAGUGUUGCAAGUUUGCUCCAGGACGAAGGAGAUGCUCCUGCACUCCGAGUCCCACCUGCCAGUUCUCAGUCCCACCCUUCCAAGGCCCGCCUAUCCUGUAGGCUAAAUGUCAGGGUCCUGUCAGUCCUACCAGCCACACAAGUCACUUGACAGAGUGGGCAGGCAGUGGAGCUGUGGGCCGGUUGACCCCCCCCCCCACUUCCCACCCUGUGAUGCCACUGCUCCCGCCCAAGAGGUCAGGGGGCUUCCAAGGUUAUCUCCAGGUGAGGCGAUUCCUACCAGAGGCCUUCCACCACCUUCCAGAGCUGCAGAGUGCCUGAGAGGAUGCACCCUCAGCCUUGGGGAAAAAUCCCGUGAGUCCUGAACCUGAGCCUGGAGACCACUCAGCCUUACCAUCGUCCUUAUCCAAGGUGUUCUUGCCAUCAUCAUUGUCUCAGCACUUGGCCCCCAGCCCCAGCCAGGGUCAGAGGCUCCAGACCUGGGUUUUCUGAAGUCCCGGUUUCUGCGUCCUGCGUGCCACUGUACACGGCCAUUCAUCAAAGUUCCUGCAGAAGCCUCUGGACUCCGGCUAGAUGGGGCUGAAAGUGUUACCUGUAAAUAUCGGUUUGCUUUGGUUUUUAGCAUUUUACUUGGUAACGUGUGUUUUCUUUUUUGGGGGUGGGAGGGUUGGUUUGUAAAAACUCUCUACUCUUUUGGAAUGUGAUUUCUAAGUUUG
This is a messenger RNA of Carlito syrichta (Philippine tarsier), 4973 nucleotides long. RefSeq names its product protein SOGA1-like. Gene Ontology annotation, biological process: insulin receptor signaling pathway. The coding region runs from base 1 to 2316 and encodes 771 amino acids. The transcript is spliced from 9 exons. The record is from RefSeq and is a predicted model, not a curated record. NCBI's taxonomy places the organism in Eukaryota, Metazoa, Chordata, Mammalia, Primates, Tarsiidae.